AUGUGGCCCUUGUUUAAGGAUAGCCCCAGCUUUCAAUGCUCUAAGUAACAAAUAUCUUCAGGCAAUGUUUUUGGAAGUGGAUGUGCAUCAGUGCCAGGGUACAGCUGCUACCAAUAAUAUAUCAGCAACGCCAACAUUUCUGUUUUUUCGCAACAAAGUACGAAUCGACCAAUAUCAAGGAGCAGAUGUUCUAGGGUUAGAAGAAAAAAUUAAGCAGCACCUGGAGAAUGAUCCUGGAAACAAUGAAGAUACAGAUAUCCCUAAAGGAUAUAUGGAUUUAAUGCCAUUUAUCAAUAAAGCUGGCUGUGAAUGUCUUAAUGAAAGUGAUGAGCAUGGAUUUGAUAAUUGUUUACGUAAAGAUUCUACCUAUUUGGAAUCAGAUUGUGAUGAGCAGCUGCUUAUUACUGUUGCUUUUAGUCAACCAGUCAAGCUUUAUUCUAUGAAACUUCAGGGGCCAGAUAAUGGGCAAGGUCCAAAGUACAUAAAAAUCUUUAUCAACCUUCCUCGAUCUAUGGAUUUUGAAGAAGCAGAAACAAGUGAACCAACUCAAGCCCUGGAGCUAACACCAGAUGAUAUUAAAGAAGAUGGCAUUGUCCAGCUUCGCUAUGUUAAAUUUCAGAACGUUAACUGUGUAACUUUGUUUGUCCAGUCCAAUCAUGGUGAUGAAGAGGCAACAAGAAUUACAUACUUGACAUUUAUUGGAACUCCAGUCCAAGCAACAAAUAUGAGUGACUUCAAGCGGGUAUGGCAUGCAAGUGGAAAAAACCCUGCAGACCCUGGGGAGCAUAAAAGCAGGAGAGAGGCUGUGGUGGGGGAGGAACGAAAAGUGCACUUUGAAGCAGGGGAGGCCCUGCUGACACUCCCUAUCAAAUCCACCGCUGGCAUGUUCCUUUUCUCUCUUUUUGGUGGUUGGCCAUCUCUCAAGGGUCGGUAGUUGGCAAAAAAGGAGAGAGUCACUAGGAUGUGCAAGACAGUGGAAGGCCUUACUCCAAUCAACUGAGAUCUUCACUUUUAACUACAACUUCCAGAUAAUUGCUUAACCCUAGCCAGAGAGUUUCAUUUAAUGCCAUUACCAAUAAAACACUGUUUCUGUUGAGAUGCAGUUUCAGUAGUGUGUUACUGUUGUAAUCCUUGUUAUGUGCAUUUGUAAGUAAAAUUAAUUGUUUUUAUCAA
Molecule: messenger RNA, 1173 nt
Organism: Centrocercus urophasianus (Greater sage-grouse)
Lineage: Eukaryota; Metazoa; Chordata; Aves; Galliformes; Phasianidae
Product: thioredoxin-like protein 1
Exons: 8
Source: RefSeq, a predicted model, not a curated record